GGCAUCGUCGGUGCUUUAGCGUUGCGGCGCAAACUUGUGUGGUUGUUGUUUGGUUGUCUGGUGUCUGUGGCUCCUCAGCAGCACAGUCUUAAAUUUUCCUUUCGGAGUCCUUGCGGGUGCAGUAUUUGUGUGUGCGCUUUCACUUGUGCUUGGCUUACUGUCCGCCGCGAAGCAAGCGGUCCUAGGGCCUGGAGCUUUUCCACGAGGGGGAAUCGUUUUUCGGACACCCCCGAUUCGGAAUUAACGAACAUCACAAGGGAUACCAUCAAGAAUGGUGUUAGAGGACAAUACGAUUUUCGAAGUGGAUUAGUGAUAAUUAGAGUAGAAAUUAGUAGUUGCACAAGUUAGUUCUAAAGUAGUUGUAAAUUAAACUCCGGAAAUUGAAGUGAGAAGCAUUUAAGUAAAACGCUACCCAGAAGAAGAAGAGUGCGUUGAGUGAAAAGUUGAAAUAGCUUUCCCUGCUGUCCACCAGUUUGUGCAUAAGCUCGUGAAAGUUAUUCAACCGAAGAGGCGGUCAAGAUAAGAAAAUCAUACGAACCGAUCAUAGGAAGAAGAAAGUGUGCUACCCACCGAGGUCAAGCAGCAGACCUAAUCACGACGCCUAGCCGGUGGAAAAGUGUGAAAAAGUGUUUGCCAUUAGCCUAAUCAAGUUUGUCGUUAAAAUGUGGAAUCGUCUCUCGCCGACCAAUUCCAAUAAACUGUUGCUCGAACAUGCAUAGCGGAUCACUCUGGAGGGAUCGGAACCCCCCUGGAUGCAAGGCCCCCUCAAGGUGGCAUUUCUGGGGGCCUCCGGUGUUGGACGUACUAGUAUCUUGCAGCAAUUUUUCAAGCAUGACUUCCCGAAGACGCACGUUCGCACCAGCCGCCGGUCGGUGUACCGAAGCUGUCUGGUGUGCGACACUUGCAUCCGGGAGCUGAUGGUGAUCGAUGUGCCGCCGCAGAGGCGCUUCCCCGUUGACAAUCUCGCCGAGUGGAACAACGGCCACCCGCUGGGACUCCGAACGGUGCACACCUACGUGCUGGUCUACGACAUGGGCAACCUCGAGACGUUCCAGUACUGCCGCAGCAUGCGUGAUCAGAUCCUAGAGAGCUUUAAUCAUCGUGAUUUCAAAAUUAUGGUUGUGGGCAACAAACUCGACUUGGUAUCGGAAACCAUUCCGCACACUCAGGAAUUAAAAGACAUCUCCUCUCUGGUCAGGAAACACUGGCGCUGCGGCUACGUCGAGUGUUCUGCAAAGCACAACUACAAAAUCGGCGACAUCUUCAAAGAACUGAUGGGCUACCCGGUGGGUGGCACGGCACCCAAGUUGGAAUUUGCCCAAUCGAUUAGAAGCAAAAACAGAUGUACAAUUCUCUAGUAGUAGCUGUAAGUGCGCUGGUUGGAGGAUCACCACGAGGUGCCACACAGAGUUGCAGCAGCCUUCCGAAGGGGAAUUCAUUUAGGAGUGAGACAUAAAUAAGCACAAAUUGUAUGAGGGGGUUAGCUUGGUGAGCGGCCCACCGUGAGAAGCGUGUUCGAAAUCAAGCCUAAAACCUAGUGUUACAUAUUAGCGAAGUAGCAGUUGCGAAAAUGUAGGUAUGAUCGGACAACAACAACAAAAAACCAAUGCGAAAUCAUGUUGACUAUUGAUAUCUAGGAAGUUAAUCGUAAAAUCAAUCGUCACACUUUUGUGUCACCAGCAGACUGUGUAAAAUAAACCCGUGAUUAAAGACAGAUGCAAGCAGAAACGAAGAACGGAUCAGCAAACUAUCCAUUUAGAUUAGGGACAAUAGAGAUAAGACGAGUCGUGUUGUGGAUAUCGAAUCAACCAUACCGUAGCUGGCUGUAUUAAUGUUUAUGUAACUGUGUCUGUAGAUCUACUCAAAACGUCAGGACGAAGCACUGUACACUGUGUAAGAAUAGCGUCAUGAAGGACGAACCGCAGAUCCACUGAUUGAAUCAUCAAUCUUACUCGGUGCUUUUAGGGGGUGGAAAGGAGGCCAAAAUUAAGCACAAUCUAAGCAAGGACGAAUGGCACCGUUCUGAGUAGCUAGAUCCUCAGCCUCCAUCACUGGGAACAAAAGUGGAUGUGAUGCACGUUUUCAGACAAAAGCGAAAGGAUUGUUCAUAGAGCAAAUAACUACACAGGCAACAAAAGGAGAUCACAAAUAGUCUGUCACGAGCACCGGCUUUCGAGAGCAGCAAUCAUUGUUGUUGUACUCAUCAUAAUCGGGUUCGGCCAGAUGAACAGCUAAAGUGGUUUUAUUCUCUGCAUCUGGAAGGGGGCUAAUGAAGUUGUUACCUGGUACGCUUCAAAAGAGGGUGGAUAAUUUAGAUUACAGUUGAUUUUAGUUAAAUUUCAGUUCUUAGAAGCGGUUGGGUUUGCAUGGAAAGGAUUGAUGCU
This is a messenger RNA of Ochlerotatus camptorhynchus, 2384 nucleotides long. RefSeq names its product ras-like protein family member 10B. Gene Ontology annotation, molecular function: GTPase activity; GTP binding. Lineage: Eukaryota; Metazoa; Arthropoda; Insecta; Diptera; Culicidae. The transcript is spliced from 7 exons. The record is from RefSeq and is a predicted model, not a curated record. Bases 753 to 1358 code for a protein of 201 amino acids.